AUAAAUUAUAAGAAACUUGUUGAUGAUUACCCAGCUGGAAGUUGAGUAACUCGAGAUAAUGUUUAUACUUGCCAUAUCUCAGCCUAAUGCUUAUCAGCACAGUAUGAAUGACAUACCAUCACGUCUUGAUACGUACACUGUAUAAUGUAAGCAAAACCAUGGACGGUAGAAUGAAGUUUAUGAAAGCAAAAAAUGCAUGAUUUAGUUUAAGGUUUUGAAAGAUUUAGUUAUUUUUUGUUUGUGUUAUCACAUUGUGUUAGUGGAAUGAAAAUCUGCGGGGAAAAGUUUUGUUUUGUGAGUUCUUAACUAGGAAUAUGGGAGGAAAGUGUACAACGUUGUGAGUUGUUGUGAAAAUUUGAAUGGAUUUAUGCGUAGAUGAAUGGACUUGAGUAUAUAACAGUAUUUCCGUGUGAACGUAAAAAAAAUACAACAGAGUAAAAACGUAUCAAUCAGUUCUAUUCUGAGAAAAUAUUUUCGGAUAUAUAAACAUAAUUAACUGAUGAAGGAAUGUGGAUUUUUGUGCAGCGUUAAAUACUCUUGCAGAUGGCAAAGUUGCAAAAACUAAGUCAAAUUUAAUAGAAGAAUGCAAAAACUUUUAACGGUUUUGAUAGGCCCAUGCAUUUCUUCAUUAUAAACGCAUUCCUGCCAAUGGCUUUCUAAUAGACGAAACUUUUAAAGUAUCUCAUAUAAAAACAACAACAACAACAUAUCACUAUUACCAGGAGAUUCCGCUUUUACCAUAAAACAAUUCUGUGAUAAAAGUAUUAAAAUUUUCAACUAAGAUGGCAUUCCAUUUCUGUAUAAAGAUUCUAUGUACAGUGUUUUUGGUAUUUAUACUCUUCAACGGACAAUCGGACGCCCGACGACGGCGGCUACGACAGUAUCAGAACGACGGAUCCUCUCUGACAGGGUCGAAUGUCUGUGGAGGCAGUAGAAGUCGACAGUGUUGUAGGGGAUGGUCGGCACAUCCGGGCGGUAGGAGGUGUAUAGUUCCAAUAUGUGUUGCGGGAUGUGGUAGCGGAGGUAUAUGUAUGAGGCCGGGCAUGUGUUUAUGCGGAACUGGUCAGAUAUCUCCGUAUUGUGGCUCUAAGACGUCGGGAGGAGGAACAUCGUCUUUAUGUAAUCCACCGUGUAAGAACGGUGGCGUAUGUGUGGCACGAAACCUCUGCAGAUGUCCUUCCGGUUUCUCCGGCGGAUCAUGUGACAACGAUUUAAGAACAGGUCCAUGUUAUACUCAACUCUCAAACAACAUGUGCCGAGGUGCGCUUCCUGGCGUCAUCUGUACGAAACAUCUAUGUUGCUCCACUCUCGGCAUGGCAUGGGGAGAUCCCUGUGAGCAAUGUCCAGCCAAUCCGCACCCUUGUAAGAGAGGUUACAUAUUGAAUAUACAGAAAAACACGUGUCAAGAUAUAGACGAAUGUAAAGCUAUCCCUGGGUUGUGUCCGAGUGGUAAUUGUAUAAAUACAGUCGGCUCGUACGCCUGCCAGUGUCAGGACGGACAGACGUUAAACAGAAUUACUGGUGUAUGCGAAGAUAUAAAUGAGUGUUUGACACAAAGAGACAUUUGCGGCGCUGGUCAUUGUACUAACACAGAAGGGAGCUAUUUUUGCACAUGCGAACCUGGGUACGAGCUCUCUCCAGAUAAAACAACAUGUAUAGCUGUGAGACGGAAGUACUGUUUCACACGUGUGAUAAGUGGCAGAUGUUCGAACGCUUUGUCAACCCAACAAUCUCUGACAGACUGUUGUUGUGGUGCCGGCAAAGGUUGGGGUGAUGACGAACGGUGCCAGAUAUGCCCUGAGAAAAAUUCAGAAGCCCAUGUGAAACUUUGCCAAAGACCCGAACCUCAGACCAGAGUGUGUUCGUUGUUUCCCAACUUGUGCAAGAAUGGCCGCUGUGUCGACACAACAUAUUCCUACAGAUGUGAAUGUUACGAGGGGUUUCGAAUAUCCGAUGAUGGUUCGGAAUGCUUGGAUGUGGAUGAGUGUUCCAUACAGUCUGGUCUUUGUCUGAAUGGAGAAUGUAUCAAUCUACCCGGAAGUUACGAAUGUCAAUGUCGUGAAGGGUUCGUACUAGCACCUGGUGGAAGAUACUGUACCGAUAUGAAUGAAUGUGCAGAGAAGAAUAUGUGUCCAAAUGGAGUUUGUAUAAAUAUGGAUGGGACGUAUAAGUGCCAGUGUAACAGGGGCUUCAAACAGUCGGCAAACCAGCAAGUCUGCACGGACAUAGAUGAAUGUACAGAGAAUGGGCGUGUAUGUCUAAAUGGACAAUGCUUGAAUACACCAGGCAGCUUUAGAUGCAUUUGUGAUGAAGGCUAUAGGUUAUCACCAGACGGAGCUUUCUGUCUCGAUGACAAUGAAUGCCAGACCUCAGGCAUGUGUGCUAAUGGGAUGUGUAAGAAUCUCAGAGGAAGUUAUAAAUGUAUCUGUAACACAGGCUAUAUCCUAUCACCAGGUGGAGAAGUUUGCAUAGAUAUUGAUGAAUGUAGUAGCCAGCCUGGUAUCUGCGUUAAUGGAGAAUGUAUCAACAACCAGGGUAGCUUUAGGUGCCGCUGUGCUCAAGGGUUCAGUCUCGGACCAGACAGACGCACAUGCCUUGACACAAAGAAAGAUUUAUGUUUCAUGCAAUACAGUCGAGGUGUAUGUAGCAGCCCAUCUCGCAUGUUGGCCACCAAAUCACAAUGUUGCUGUAUGGUUGAUUCCAUGGAUCCACCUGGUAUAGCUUGGGGACGGGAUUGCGAGCAGUGCCUGUCCAUGUCUGAUCCUGGGUACAAAAUUUUAUGUCCUAAUGGACCUGGGACUGAUCAUAAUGGAGGAGAUAUAAACUAUUGCGCAAUGAGAGGAGAUCUGUGCCAGAAUGGAGCCUGUGAGAAUAUACCACGUGGAUAUAGGUGUCGCUGUAACCCUGGUUACCGUCCUGAUUCAUCGGAAAGAAGAUGCCUUGAUAUUCAGGAAUGUACAGAAAAUACCCGACUAUGUGAAGGUGGUCAGUGUAGGAACACGCCUGGUUCCUACUAUUGUGUUUGUCCAGAUGGUACCAGACUUAAUGUUGGAAAUCAGAUGUGUGAAGAUAUUGACGAGUGUGCAUCUUCACCAUGUAUUGAUGGAACCUGUCUUAACAUUGCUGGUAGCUUCCGGUGUAAAUGUAGGCAUGGUUUCAUGCUAGAUUCAACCGGAAAAAUCUGUAUAGACAAUAGAAAGGGUUCAUGCUGGAUGGAGAUAAGGAAUGGCGAAUGUGAAUCUAAUGUAAAGCAGAGAAUGACCAUGGCCGAGUGUUGUAGCACUAUAGGAAAAGGUUGGGGAAGUCCGUGCCAGGAAUGUUCUACCUUACCACCAUCGCCAUGCAGGCCAGGAUAUAAACUGGAAGUUAGUGGUUGUGAAGAUGUGAAUGAGUGUCACUUAUUCCAGGGAUUAUGUAGAGGAGGUGGCACCUGUGUGAACACAGAAGGAUCAUUUACCUGUACUUGUCCACCAGGCAUGGAGAUAGAUUCAUCAAGAAGAACAUGUAUAGAUAAAAGAAAGUCAACCUGUUACCUUGACUACAGUCGUGGUAGAUGUCACCGAGGACUAGAGGGAUUGUUUAGUCGUUCUGUGUGCUGCUGUUCUGUUGGUAAAGCCUGGAGCCAGCAAUGUGAACCGUGCCCGGUAGCCGGCUCUGAGGACUAUAAAGCAUUAUGUGAGGAGGGUGGAACUAUUAUUGGACCGGAUCAUCCGGUUGACAUUAAUGAGUGUCAGGAAAUACCAGGUAUCUGUACGAAUGGAGAGUGUCGUAAUACUGUCGGGAGCUUCACAUGUACAUGCAACCCAGGUUUCGCUCUAGAUGCACGGGGAAUAAAUUGUACUGAUAUUGAUGAAUGUAGGAUAUCUUUCGGUAUUUGUGCAAAUGGGCGAUGUGUUAAUACACCUGGAGCUUUCCGCUGUGACUGUAACUCGGGAUACAAUGCUGUCAUGAUGGAACAAAUGUGCAUGGAUAUAAAUGAAUGUGAGGAAAACCCAUCUCUAUGUAGAGGAGGGGCAUGCAUCAACGAGCAAGGGGCCUACAGAUGUCAGUGUCCUGAUGGGCUAGAGCUCUCCAGAGAUGGUACAGAGUGCCAUGAUGUUGAUGAGUGUUCAGCAAGCAGUAGUAUCUGCUCCCAUGGUUUCUGUGAAAACUUCAUGGGUGGUUACCAGUGUACAUGUAGUCAGGGAUUCAGACCAAAUACUCUCAGAACAACUUGCCUUGAUAUUGAUGAAUGUUCGGAGAGAAAUGGCGGAUGUGAAAUGUUGUGUAUAAACUCACCUGGCAGUUUUGCUUGUGGCUGUGAGCAGGGGUACAUACUGCAACCAGACGGACGGACAUGCAAAGAUUUUGAUGAAUGCAUAGAUGACUCUGAGAUUUGUAGUGGUGGUAAAUGUACAAAUAUACCAGGUGGAUAUAGAUGUACCUGUGUUGGUGGUCUGAGACCGUCUGAUGAUCUGAAACAAUGUAUAGAUGUAGAUGAGUGUUCUGAACAGAGGAGAAUGUGUGAACGUGGACGUUGUGAAAACACUCAUGGAUCAUAUAAAUGUUUAUGUGACAAUGGCUAUGCUGUACAGGGGUCAUCUACUACAUGUACAGAUAUAGAUGAGUGUAAAACAGGAGAUGAUCUAUGUGCUGACGAUGCUUUCUGUUAUAACACACAGGGUACAUACAAAUGUGACUGUAAAUCUGGAUUUGAGGGGGAUGGAUUCUCUUGUAGAGAUAUCAAUGAAUGUAGAAGAGACAGAGUUUGUGCAGCGGAGGCUGUGUGUAUGAAUGUACCUGGCAGUUUCAACUGUGUCUGUGGUGAUGGUUUCACCGGUGAUGGAUACAGAUGUCAAGAUAUAGAUGAGUGUACAUUGAACAGUAAUCUGUGUGAACAUGGUAGAUGUUAUAAUUUACCUGGAAGUUUUAGAUGCACUUGUAAUAUGGGCUUUGCACUGUCAGAGGAUGAAAAGGCUUGUGAAGACAUAGAUGAAUGUAUAAUGUUCCCAAACCUGUGUGUAAAUGGUGUGUGUCAGAAUCUUGAUGGGUCUUUCCAGUGUAACUGUAGACAAGGCUAUGAACCUGAUGUUACUGGUGGUAACUGUACAGAUAUAAAUGAGUGUGAUAACCCAGAGAACUGCUUGUAUGGUUACUGUAUUAACAGUAUAGGAAGUUAUACUUGCGAGUGCCCACCAAACUUUGUACUCAAUCCAUCAGGGACUGGAUGUAUUGAUGACAGACGUGGAUUCUGUUACCUUGACGUAAGACAGCAGCGAAGAUCAGGCCGUUGUAGCAAGGUUAUAGCCAAUGAUGUAACUAGGGCAACCUGCUGCUGCUCUAUAGGUAGAGGCUGGGGUGAAUCUAAUGGAUUUUGUGAUCUUUGUCCAAGAAAUGGCACAGAUGAAUAUAAGAAGCUGUGUAUUGCAGAAAAUGGUUUUGAACCUAAUCCAGACACUCUUCUACCUGAAGAUAUUGACGAGUGUAAUGAUUUUAUUGGUGUGUGUAAGAAUGGGGAAUGUAUUAACACAUUUGGAAGUUACACAUGUGUGUGUCCUGAUGGGUACAGACUGGAUGACAAUACACUUGACUGUGUUGAUAUAGAUGAAUGUGUAGAUUUCCCAGAUUAUUGUGGACUUGGUACAUGUGUAAACAGUCCUGGUAAUUUCUCCUGUCUCUGUCCGGAUGGAUAUAUGCCAAUGCCUGGAGAAGGCUGCAUGGAUAUGAGGAAAGACAUUUGCUAUGCAGCUGUAUUUAAUGGUACAAGACGUGGUGAUCCACCAAGAUGUGAGUACCAGUUGUCGACACAGGUCACUAAAAGACAAUGCUGCUGUAAAGAUAACAUAGGUCAGGGAUGGGGAACACCCUGUGAACUUUGUCCGGUGAAAAAUUCUCGUGAAUACUUAGAUCUAUGUAAACCAUUGCCAAUAAGAGAGGAUACGAAUGAAUGUGCUAUCUACCAGUUCCUGUGUGAGAAUGGACGAUGUAUAGAUACCAACACAGAUGAGGGAUAUUUGUGUGAAUGCGGACAGGGGUUUGUGUACAACAAAAUCAGCAAGAGAUGUGAUGAUGAAGAUGAAUGCAGGGGUAGAAGGAAUCCAUGUCAAGGAAAUGCUGUCUGUACAAACACAGUGGGUAGUUACAGGUGUGACUGUAUACCGGGCUAUGAACUCUCGUCUGAUGAAAGGAGAUGCACUGACAUUAAUGAGUGCGAGGACGUUGCAGGUAUAUGUGCAAAUGGAGAAUGUAUCAAUCUGGACGGAAGUUUCAGUUGUCGAUGCAAACAAGGCUUCCGUCUCACCUCGUCAAGAGAUGCUUGCAUAGAUGUUGAUGAAUGUACAUUACAACCAGGAUUAUGUAGAAAUGGAACAUGUGACAAUAAAAUUGGAGGUUAUGAGUGCAACUGCAAUCCAGGAUUUAAAUUGUCAGUCAAUCAGGAUUGUGAAGAUAUAGAUGAAUGUAGGAAUUAUAUAGGGAUAUGUAUGAAUGCUAGAUGUUUGAAUACACAGGGUAGUUUCCUAUGUGAAUGUUUACCUGGAUACACUCAUGCUUCAGACAGGAUGAAUUGUAGAGAUAUUGAUGAGUGUUCCGAGAUAUCUGGUAUAUGUAGGAAUGGAUUUUGUUCUAACAACGACGGCUCGUACCAGUGUACAUGUUUUGAUGGGUACAGGUUGUCAUCUAAUGGGGAAUCGUGCAGAGAUAUAAACGAAUGCCGUACAAUACCAAAUAUUUGUGCUAAUGGAAGAUGUAUAAAUGAAGAGGGUAGUUUCAGAUGUCAGUGUCCCUCUGGCUAUGUCUUGUCUGAAGAUGGAAGAAGCUGUAUUGAUUUACGUCAAGGAAAUUGUUUCCGUGUAUUUGAGAGAGGAGUGUGUCAGGACCCGAUACCUGUCAACAUGACCAAGUACCAGUGUUGCUGUACAACAGGUGCCGCAUGGUCACAUAUUGGCUCAGAGUUCUGUGAGGUGUGCCCAAUUAAAGGAGAAGCUGGAUUUGAAGACUUGUGUGAGGAUAUGGGAAGAGGAAAAGGUCCCAGUGGAGCUCUGAAGGUAGAUUACCAAGAUGAAUGUUUGACUAGAGAUGUUUGUGGGGAUGGUACCUGUGCCAAUACUGAAGGCAGCUUUAAAUGUACAUGUAACAAUGGGUUUGAGCCGGGCCCACAAGAAAUAUGUGAAGAUAUAGAUGAGUGUUCCGGACCACUGAAUCAGUGUGCUUUCCGAUGUUUCAACACUAAAGGGUCAUUCCGGUGCAUUUGUCCAAUGGGAUAUCAGGUAGCUUCCGAUGGCAAACACUGUGAAGACGUAGAUGAGUGUUCCACACCUGCCAAUAAAUGCAGAUAUGCAUGUAAGAACUUGAUUGGCUCAUUUAUGUGUAUUUGUCCUGAAGGCUUCAGAGAAACUGGCAGAGAUCAGUGUACAGAUAUAGAUGAAUGUAGAGAGAACCGAGAUUUGUGUAAGCCUGGAUUUUGUCGGAAUGCACAGGGUGGUUACAGAUGUAAUUGUCCUCGAGGUUACAGACCAAGUACAGAUGGGAAACGGUGUGAGGAUCAUAGAGAGGAUUAUUGCUACAUGGAGUUGAUAUCUGGCAGAUGUAGACCUUCUAGAGAUACUCCACGGUCCACACACACCAGUUGUUGCUGUGGUGGUGGUAAAGCAUGGGGUCGGAGGUGUGAAAUCUGCCCACAACCUGGAACUGCGGAAUACAAAAGUCUGUGUCCAAGAGGUGGAGGAUAUGAUCCUGAUGGUACUGAUAUUGAUGAGUGCCGUAUGUACCCAAAUCUAUGUCAGAAUGGCAGAUGUUUGAAUACUGCAGGAUCUUAUAGAUGUGUCUGUACACAAGGCUAUAAAUCUGACAGUGUUACUGGACAGUGUGUUGAUAUGAAUGAAUGUGAAGAUGGUCAAGCUUCGUGCACACAUUUGUGUCAGAAUACAGAAGGUUCUUACAGGUGUACUUGUCGCCCAGGUUACGUCCUUAACAUGGAUGGGAGAACAUGUAGAGACAUAGACGAGUGUGCCACUGGACAGCACAACUGCCCACAUGAAUGUACAAACACUGAGGGAGGAUUUGACUGUGGAUGUCCUGAGGGUUACACACAGGACAGGAAUAAACAGUGUAUAGAUAUUGAUGAGUGUUCAGAACAGCGCCAUCUAUGUUCCCCUGGUGGUCAAUGUAGGAAUACAAAGGGAGGCUACAUGUGUGUAUGUAACCGAGGGUACAAACUGGAUUCCACUGGACAAAAAUGUAUAGACAUCAAUGAGUGUGAAGAUGGCCAUUGUGAAAACUUAUGUGAAAAUAGUGAAGGUGGAUUUUUCUGUGGAUGUCCAGAGGGUUACACAGAAUACUUGUUACAGUGUGUUGAGAUAGAUGUCUGCAAUAUUCAGCCAUGUGUAUUUGAAUGUGUACCAGCUGGUGGUGAGUUUAUGUGUGGAUGCCCUCCUGGCUAUCAGAUGAUUGGACAAGGGCAUUGUAUACAGACUAUCUCACCAGCAGAUUACAGCUCCAUGUUUCCACCGGGGACAGAGCUACCACAUGAUAAUGCCCUGGGUACUGGAGAGCUACCCACAGGAGAGGGCUGUUAUUCUUGUAACAUUGAAGAUGCUCCGCUAGAUGUACCUCUGUCUAAAAGAAGUAAACGAAGUGCCAAUGGAAAUGGAGUUGAGCGUAUCAUCAACAUUGAGGAAUUUACAGAAUGGAGAGGUGAUGAUGACGACAAUGAUGAUGAUGACGAUGAUGAAAGUUAUGAAUCUCUUCUACAGCGUACUGGAGAUGUUGUAGUAACUGAUAUAAGAGGAAGUCCACAUAAAUUCCGACCAAGUAUUCUUAAAGUAGUCAAACGGGAGGCUGUGCGCCAAAAGGGUAAUCAGUUAAGGCGCCACAAGUCAAGGAAACACAAUCUGGUUCAGGACAUCCCAGUGGUUAGCGCUCAGAGGUCUGUUCCAGUAUUCCUCAACUUAACGGAUGUCAGUCGUAAAACGAAACUUAUAAAAAUGUUGCCGGCCUUGGCGGCCCUUCAAGGAAAUGUUGAGUACAAAAUAACCAAUCGUGAAGACAAGCUUUUCUUUCUCAAGGAAAGGAAGGGAAUAAAUUCAUUGCACGCAAGACGUAAAAAGUUAAACAAGGGAAUGUCUUACCACAUUGAUAUUGAGGCUCAGCCGAUACACGAUGAGUCGGAAGUGAACGGACACGAAAUGCAUUUAGGGAAAUCUAUUUUUAGAUUUUAUAUUUAUGUGUUAAAUAAACCAUGUUUAGCAGAACUUGGAUAUUACAUUGAAACUCGGAUAAAAAUACAUUUUGUAAUUUGUAGCGGCACGUGUGAUUUGUUUAGAAUAUAUAAAAAAAACACCAUUGAUAUGGAAAUUCUACGUCACUUCAAUUUAAGGCGCUGUUUUCCACGAAAUGGGCGGAAAAUAGACACGUGCAUGGCUGCACUGUUGCUACUCACUGCCUGCUUAAGCCUGACCUUAGCAGCCCCAACUGAAAAUGAGGCCAAGACAAAGGUCAAAUCCGAAACCAAGCAUGUAAAUCUGCUCAUGCCGGAAGUCCAGCCUAAAAAGGCGGACACGUACUUAUGUACACCUAUGAGAAUGGGACCAAAACCAACAUAUCUUGUCGGGUUCGAGCCCCAUGCUAAUAUGGAGAUUGCUCAUCAUAUGCUGCUGUAUGGGUGCAAAUCCCCAGGGAGUAAAGGCGAUGUUUGGAACUGUGGUGAAAUGGCAUCAAAAGGCUCAAGUUAUGAACGAGGUCCGGUGUGUGGGUCGGGUGCUAAAAUCUUAUAUGCAUGGGCUAUGGAUGCACCCGCCCUCUCAUUGCCCGAGGAAGUUGGAUUUAAAGUUGGUGGAGAUACUGAUAUUGACUACUUAGUACUGCAAGUGCAUUAUAAGAAUGUGGACUCAUUUUUACCACCAAUAAACGGAAAAGACAGUUCUGGUAUAACAUUGUCAGUUACAAAUACCCCACAACGGCGGCGUGCUGGAGUAUACCUUUUAGGAACUUCCGGUAUAAUUCGACCUCAUACCGUCACAUACAUGGAAACAGCUUGUACAUAUGAUAAUGAUUUUGCAGUGUACCCAUUUGCUUUUAGAACUCACGCACAUACGCUAGGUCAGGUGACAUCAG
Ruditapes philippinarum (Manila clam) is the source of this 10092-nucleotide messenger RNA. RefSeq names its product fibrillin-2-like. Gene Ontology annotation, molecular function: calcium ion binding; oxidoreductase activity, acting on paired donors, with incorporation or reduction of molecular oxygen, reduced ascorbate as one donor, and incorporation of one atom of oxygen; copper ion binding. Gene Ontology annotation, biological process: peptide metabolic process. The record is from RefSeq and is a predicted model, not a curated record. NCBI's taxonomy places the organism in Eukaryota, Metazoa, Mollusca, Bivalvia, Venerida, Veneridae. Gene Ontology annotation, cellular component: membrane.